Messenger RNA from Camarhynchus parvulus, 1638 nucleotides. RefSeq names its product solute carrier family 18 member A2 (gene SLC18A2). NCBI's taxonomy places the organism in Eukaryota, Metazoa, Chordata, Aves, Passeriformes, Thraupidae. The record is from RefSeq and is a predicted model, not a curated record. Gene Ontology annotation, cellular component: synaptic vesicle membrane; terminal bouton. Bases 9 to 1568 code for a protein of 519 amino acids. Gene Ontology annotation, biological process: transmembrane transport; aminergic neurotransmitter loading into synaptic vesicle. Gene Ontology annotation, molecular function: serotonin:sodium:chloride symporter activity. The transcript has 15 exons.
GCCGGAGCAUGGCUUGGGGCGAGCUCGGGCUGCUCCGCUGGCUGCGGGAGAGCCGCCAGUCCCGCAAACUCAUCCUGCUCAUCGUCUUCAUCGCGCUGCUGCUGGACAACAUGCUGCUCACCGUGGUCGUGCCAAUAAUUCCCAGUUACCUUUACAGCAUCGAACACCAGAAAAAUGCCACAGAAAUCCAGACUGCUAAACCCAACCUCCCCUCAGCAACCAUGGACAAUUUCCAGAGCAUCUUCUCCUACUACGACAAUUCCACCAUGCUCACUGGAAAUGAAUCUGACAAGACAGAGCCUGCAGAGUUGCAUCAGACCCAGACAGAACCAAUGGUUGUCAGGGUGACUCCCUCCCCCUCUGACUGCCCCAAGGAUGACAAGGAGCUGCUGAAUGAGAACGUCCGCGUCGGCCUCUUGUUUGCUUCUAAAGCAACAGUGCAGCUGAUGACCAACCCCUUCAUAGGGCCUCUGACUAACAGAAUAGGCUACCAGAUCCCACUGUUUGCUGGCUUCUGCAUCAUGUUUGUGUCAACAAUCAUGUUUGCCUUCUCUGGAAGCUAUGCACUACUAUUUAUUGCCAGGUCCCUGCAAGGAGUGGGUUCCUCUUGUUCUUCUGUGGCAGGGAUGGGAUUGCUUGCCACUGUUUACACGGAUGAUGAAGAGAGAGGCAACGCGAUGGGAAUUGCCCUUGGAGGCCUGGCUAUGGGAGUGUUAGUGGGCCCCCCUUUUGGGAGUGUCAUGUAUGAGUUUGUGGGGAAGAGCUCUCCCUUCCUGGUGCUGGCAGCCCUGGCUCUGUUUGAUGGAGCUGUUCAGUUACUUGUCCUGCAGCCCUCCAGAACACAGGCAGAAAGUCAGAAGGGGACACCUUUACUGACACUUCUGAAGGACCCGUAUAUCAUUAUUGCUGCAGGCUCAAUCUGUUUUGCAAACAUGGCUAUUGCUAUGCUUGAACCAGCUUUACCCAUCUGGAUGAUGGAGACCAUGUGCUCAAAAAAAUGGCAGCUUGGCGUUGCUUUUCUUCCAGCCAGCAUCUCUUAUCUCAUUGGGACGAAUCUUUUUGGGAUACUUGCACACAAAAUUGGAAGGUGGCUUUGUGCUUUGCUCGGGAUGCUAAUCGUGGGAAUAAGUAUUUUAUGUGUACCGUUUGCUAAAAACAUUUAUGGGCUCAUAGCACCAACUUUUGGAGUUGGAUUUGCCAUAGGGAUGGUGGACUCCUCCAUGAUGCCAAUCAUGGGCUACCUGGUGGAUCUGCGCCACGUGUCAGUCUAUGGCAGUGUGUAUGCCAUAGCUGACGUUGCCUUUUGCAUGGGUUUUGCCAUAGGUCCCUCUGCUGGUGGUGCCAUUGCCAAGGCCAUCGGAUUCCCAUGGCUCAUGACAAUUAUAGGAAUUGUGGAUAUCAUCUUUGCUCCCCUGUGCUUUUUCCUUCGAAGUCCACCUGCCAAAGAGGAGAAAAUGGCAAUACUCAUGGAUCACAACUGUCCUGUGAAAACAAAAAUGUACACCCAGAACAACAUCCAAUCCUACCCCAUAGGUGAAGAAGAGGAGGAAUAUGAAAGUGAUGAAUAACAGAAAAGCCAUAUAACAUAUUUAGGUGUACAAAAUGCUGUGGUUCAUGUGAAACAUCUCAUCCAGAAAU